This is a messenger RNA of Rhineura floridana, 3706 nucleotides long. RefSeq names its product patatin like phospholipase domain containing 8 (gene PNPLA8). Gene Ontology annotation, biological process: arachidonate metabolic process. Gene Ontology annotation, cellular component: membrane. Bases 230 to 2602 code for a protein of 790 amino acids. The record is from RefSeq and is a predicted model, not a curated record. The transcript is spliced from 10 exons. Lineage: Eukaryota; Metazoa; Chordata; Lepidosauria; Squamata; Rhineuridae.
UUCGAUUCCACUGACUCUCUAAUGAGCGUGCGUGGUCGAUCGCGCAUGCUCACCAACUCGAAAGAAAAUGGCCGGUGAGACUGAAGUUCCGGGUUGUGAGUUUGGCGUUCUGGCAGGCGGCCUAGCGGCUAGAAUGUUGACCUCUGGGCAGCCCUGCUUGGGGUAACAUCAUGAAGAGUGAUGUUGUUGGAUGAAACUAAUUUAUGGAUGACCUCAGUAUUUAUAAGUAAUGUUGGUUUGUUUGCCUUUAGAUACCUAUCCAUACUUAGUAGUUAGUUCAAAAAGCCUUUGUAAACAGAGGACGAGGCAACUGUACUACUUGUACAGACCUAACCUUUUUUGGAGGAUAAGCCAAGCUAUUCCUCUGCACACAAGCAAACCAUAUUAUAAAUGGACCGGAGGCAAAACGCUCUGGUAUAACAAGCACCUCUAUUGUCAUGAUUUCUUGCAUUACAGAGUUUCUAAACUUAGUACUUCUAAGGAAUUGACAACUACAAACAGUCGCAUGUCACGAUUUAAGAAUACUUUAGAAUCUGUCUCAAAAGCUGUGACUGGAACUCACAGUGAACUGGUUUCACGGAUAGCUCGGCUAAAGCCGUAUUCUGAUAUAUUGAACAAAUCAUCUGGAAAUAAUGGACAGGAAAAUAGCUUUCAUAUGAAUCCCGAAAAUGUCAGACAAACCUCAAACAACAGGAGUCAGGAAGGGUAUGAUGACAGCAUAGAUGACAAGAAUUUUGUGUCUGCAGGUAGAGACCUGGAUCCCAAUAGUGCUAAUCGAGGUUCUUUGAAAGAUCUUGCGGGUAUCAAAAAUAGCCUUUUUCAUGUUAGCUACUUUGCUACAAAUUUUGGAGAAACUUACAACUUUCUAGCUAAUCACAUUAACUGGUACUUUAGCACUGGUAGUAUGGAUCAAGAGAAAAAAGGGAAUGCUUUCUCACCUAAGCCACAGAAUCAGGGGGGAGAAGCACUUGAUUCACCGGAAGACGACAUAUUAAGUAAAGAAGACAGAAUGAAUGCAAUAUCUGCUUUAAUACCUGCAGCACAGUCUCCAGACUCUGAAAAGGCCAAUGCCACUCCCCCAGCUUCAAGCAAAAAGGGUAUCGCAAGUUUUCUUUCUUACCCAAGUAACAGUGUGCAGGCCUUUGUGGAUGGUUACAUUGGAGGCCUGGUGCCCAAGUUACGAUCUGAUACAAAAUUUUCCUUGCAAGAAAAGAGCAAAGUACAAGAAAGUGAGGAUACAUUGAAAGAUGGUGGGGAGACUAAACGCCGUGAAGAGAAAGAAAAGAGACUAUCUCUUCAAAGAGAAAAGAUCAUUGCAAGGGUGAGUAUAGAUAACAGAACGCGGGCUUUAGCUCAAGCAUUACGGAGAUCCUCUAGCAGAAGAGUCUGUAUCAGCAGGGUUGAAGAACUGACAUACCAUCUCUUGGAAUUUCCAGAAAGUAGAGGAGUUGCUAUUAAGGAAAAAACCAUUCCAUGCUUGUUGCAGCUAAGACAGGCAAAUGAUGAAGCUCUACAGGCUGCUGUCAGGAAGGCUUUGGCUGUAAUUGGUUAUACAGACCCUGUAAAAGGGUGGGGCAUUCGAGUGCUCACUAUUGAUGGUGGGGGGACAAGGGGUUUGGUGGCGCUUCAGACUCUUCGUAAACUAGAAGAGCUCACUGGAAAGCCAAUUCAUCAUCUUUUUGACUACAUUUGUGGAGUCAGCACAGGUUCCAUAUUGGCAUUUAUGUUGGGGCUAUUCCAUAUGCCUCUGGAUGAGUGUGAAGAACUUUAUCGUAAACUAGGAACUGAUGUGUUUAAGCAAAAUUUUUUUGUUGGGACAGUUAAAAUGGGCUGGAGCCAUGCAUUUUAUGACAGUGAAUUCUGGGAGAAGAUUCUUAUAGAUAAAAUGGGAUCAGAAGUUAUGAUUGAAACAGCAAGAAAUCCCAGAUGUCCUAAGGUGGCUGCAAUAAGUACCGUUGUAAGCAAAGGAACCCCUCUGAAAGCUUUUGUGUUUAGAAAUUACAAUCACCUCCCUGGAGUCAAGUCUCACUAUCUUGGAGGUUGCCAGUAUAAAUUAUGGCAAGCUAUCAGAGCAUCAUCUGCUGCACCAGGUUACUUCCAGGAGUAUGUACUGGGGCAUGACCUUCAUCAGGAUGGAGGACUUCUUUUAAAUAAUCCUACAGCUUUAGCAGUACAUGAAUGCAAAUGUCUUUGGCCGAAUGUGCCACUUCAGUGUGUAAUAUCCCUGGGAACUGGUCGAUAUGAAAAUGAAGGGAAAACUAAUGUCACCUAUACAAGUCUGAAAGCUAAAUUGACUAAUGUCAUCAGCAGUGCUACUGAUACUGAAGAAGUCCACACUAUGCUGGGUGCCCUUUUACCUCCAAACACUUACUUCAGAUUUAAUCCUUUGAUGAAUGAAGAUAUAGCUCUGGAUGAAAAUCGUAAAGAAAAGCUUAAUCAGUUGCUGACAGAUGGCAUUCAAUAUUUAGAAAGAAAUGAAGAAAAAUUGAAGAAAGCUGCUAAAAUAUUAACACAGGAAAAAACAACUUUGCAGAAACUUAAGGACUGGAUAAGAUUAAAAUCUGACAUGUAUGAAGGCCUUCCAUUUGUUUCCAAAUUGUGAAUAUGUAAAGUAAAUUUUGUUUCAGAAAUCUGUUCUGUUUUGCAAGGGAUCAACAUUUAUUAGUCACUAUGUCAUUAUUUUUGAAUAUAAUGAACAAGAUGAGCUGGGGGAAUAGCACAUCAAUGGUGCUUCUGGUUGGAUUGAAAGAUUCCACUAUCAAAGUCAAAGGGGAGGUGGCCAGUUGCUUAUUCUGUCCCCUUUUCCCCACAUCUGCAGCCCUGGAGGUUUCCUGGCCCUUUGAAGCCAGAUUUCAGAAGGAUUCAGAUGGGAGUAUUGAUGACUCUCACAUACUUUUGGCAUUAGUGGAAACAUUCUACUUGUGCAGUGAAAUCUAAGGAUUCAUGUCUGUCUUUACAAUUCUUGAAGUGAGUUUUUACUGGAAGUGUGUUCCUGAACUUUCUCCAAAGUAGUCACUUGGCUUUUUUUAAUCUAACAUUCAUUAUGGUCUGCCUAAAUUUGUGACAAUUAUGGGGGACAAAUUCUAUUUUGGAAAUUCAUACCAAAAUCAUGUUGACAAAAAUGAAAAUGUAUUUACCUGUUACUAAACUUUUUUUAUGUAGGAUGAAAAAACAAACCAGUUGGAUAUCCUGCUCUACAAAGCUUAUGGCGGAAUAAAUAAAACUAAUUUAGUCACAUUGAAUUAUUGGAACUAAACUCUCUUAAAUCCACUGAUAUCAUAUUGGAUUGCAAUGUAUUAUAAACCUGCAGUGUGCUACAGGUUCUUCACACUGCUGCUAAAUGCCAUUCCUUCUAUUUAAUGACAAUGUAGAUUGCCUUAUGAGGUCUACACAUGUAAACAAUUAUUGUAUUUUAAAAUGUUAAAACAUUUUGUAUAAUAUGCAUUGGGUAUCCAUAUUUCAUCUAGUUUACAUUAUCAGUAGUUGGCUGAUUACGGUAAGGUCUACAAUAGUUAAUCUUACAUUUUUCAGGAAGUUUAAGAAUGUUUCAUUGGCUGUACUUCCUUGUUUGAAAAUAACACAAAAAUUCAUAUCUUGUAAGGAACAAAAUCAAUUUAUAACAUGAUUAUAUGUUCAUAGUAUAAUUUCUUUAGUGAUGUGUAUAUUAAGCCUAGUCUAGUUAUUAGUAAAAUUAAACACGUUUACA